This is a messenger RNA of Hyaloscypha bicolor E, 914 nucleotides long. RefSeq names its product YjgF-like protein. The transcript has 2 exons. The coding region runs from base 203 to 589 and encodes 128 amino acids. The record is from RefSeq and is a predicted model, not a curated record. Gene Ontology annotation, molecular function: deaminase activity. Lineage: Eukaryota; Fungi; Ascomycota; Leotiomycetes; Helotiales; Hyaloscyphaceae. Gene Ontology annotation, cellular component: mitochondrion; cytosol.
CGCAUGCCCCACUUCUGCAUCCCACCUUCCUAAUCUGACCUCAGAAUCCUGAUCUCGGAUUUUACCCGUCAUCAUUCACCUCCCUUCUCUACUCAGUAUCUCACUUCUAAACCAUUCACUUUACUCAAUAUAUUAUCUAAUCUCUCACGAUCAAACUGCUGUACACUCCCAAUUCAAAUCCUAGCCAAGCAAAUCCGAAGCCAUGACGCUCAAGGAAUCCGUCCUCACCACCAAGGCGCCAGCGCCUAUGCCCUUCUUCUCUCAAGCUAUCAAGUGCAACGGAAUGGUGUAUUGCUCGGGCUCUAUCGGUAUGGAACCGACGAGCAUGAAGUUGGUUGAGGGAGGUGUUGCGGAUAGGACGAAACAAGCCCUAACCAACCUCUCCGAAGUCCUCAAAGCAGCCGGGAGCGGCAUCGAGAAUGUCGUCAAAGUCAACAUUUUCCUGACGGAUAUGGAGAAUUUUGCCUCCAUGAAUAAGGUCUACGAUACCUUUUUCUCAAAGGAGCCGAAACCGUGCAGGACUUGUGUUGCUGUGCAUCAGUUGCCGCUUGGUACGGAUGUUGAGAUAGAGUUGACGGCUCAUUUGUAAGUAAGUAUUUUCUUCUCAAUUUUGGUGGGCAGAGUGAAAGGAUUGGGUGGAGGCAGGCUGACGUGACAAGGUCAGGAACAAGCGGAACGGCGAAGUUGUGAAGCAGGAACCCGAGAAUCGGUUGUUGAAGGAUUGGUGAAGGAAAUCUGCCGAAGCAAGAAUCUCGAGGAACUCGAAAGUCCCGAAAGGUUCUGAAAUAAAAAGGCUUUCUGUCCAGCGUGUGAAAGACCAAGUUUCAGUUUUCGUGACAAGUGAUAGCCGAGUCCCCCCUCUCUUCCGAGAAUCCGCUGGAACCCUCUCCAUUCAGAGUUUCUCUCGAUACCCG